Ananas comosus (pineapple) is the source of this 842-nucleotide messenger RNA. RefSeq lists its product as uncharacterized. The coding region runs from base 392 to 694 and encodes 100 amino acids. Lineage: Eukaryota; Viridiplantae; Streptophyta; Magnoliopsida; Poales; Bromeliaceae. The record is from RefSeq and is a predicted model, not a curated record. The transcript has 3 exons.
UCUAUUCUCUUUUCUGAACCAAGCCUCUUAAGUUCUGAACCAAUCCGCCUCUCAAUCCUUUCCCUUUUUUUCGUAUAGCAAGUAAUGUCUCCCCUUCUUCUCCGCGUUGUGCAUCGUUCCACCUCCCUCUUCCGACCUAAACACCAAGAGCCCCAAAUCCCUAGGGUUUUCGCUCCGGGAUAGAUACAAAUCACUUGCUCCAAUCUCUGAUUCCGGCCCCUAGAUUUUGUGAUGGAUGGGGUCUCUAUCCCUCGGGGUCGCUCUGUGGAAGGGAAAACACCAACCUAUGGAGAGAGAGAAACAGAGAGAGAUGAAUUCGUGAGCUGAUAAAGGAGACAACCCAACCUGGUUUCAAUGUCCUCCGCAAGCGCCAUUACUACAAAUUGCUAAAAUGUGCGUCCAAUCCUACGGCAUGGGAAAUGAGUCCAGUGGUGAGCCCAUGAUCUCAGGCGACCUCAAGAUCAAUAUCAAGGGGAAGCACCUGAUCUUGGCCAGGUUGGAAAUACCAACAAAAUUCAGACGCUUCUAUUUAGUGCUAUUCUGUCUAACUGGGGGAAGGUAUGUUUCAAAAACUAAAUUGCAGUUAAUGAGGGAGGUUGCUGACAAAGUUGAUACGCAUCUUGAGCUUGCUCCUGCCCUCGGAGGUGAGCUCCGAAUGCAUCUCCGUAGUCAUGGCAUCCGCGAUCCGUCGUAGCUUUCCAAUAGGUGUGGCACACUGCUCCUUGAGCUCCCUCACUAUUGCCACUACCCUCACCCACCACCCCCAGCUCUGCAUUCAGUGCUGCACCACCACCUCAGCCACCGCGCACGCCGUCGCCGUCCUCACCGCCGCCUUUCCCAUC